CUCUUAUUGUUGGUUCAACUUCUCGACUACAAUGGAGUUGAAGGAACGAGGGAUUUAUUGGAAAGAGAAGAUCAAGAGUUGGAGAAGCAACUUAAGCUCAUGAACAAGCCAGCAGUUAAGACUAUAAAGACGCAGUAUGGGGAUAUAUAUGAUUGCGUGGAUUUCUACAAACAACCAGCAUUUGAUCAUCCUUUGUUGAAGAACCACAGUUUUCAUUUUGAGAUGAAACCUUCUUCGUUGGCUAAAAGAAAAAGAAAGCAAGUCUCCUCUGAAGAUGAAAAACCCGUACAUAUAGGGUUGAUUGGUGGAGGCUGUCCUGUUGGUACAGUUCCUAUUAGAAGAGUCACAAAAGAAGAUCUCAUCAGAGAGAGAAAUGCUUCGAAAGUAUUGUCUUUUGCAGAUAAUACUCUCGGUGCUCACUACGCCGUGGUUCGAACAAGAGCUAGCCAAAACAAGUUCAAUGGAGCUGGAGCGGUACUUAGCUUACAUAAUCCUCGUGUUUCCGGAAGACAAUAUAGUGCAGCAAGAUUCAUGCUUCAAAACGGGGCCGAUACCAUACAAGUUGGGUGGAGGGUUGAUCCAACGUUGUAUGGUGAUUCUAAGACUAGACGAUUUAUACGAUUGGAUGCAGGUCAAUCUCAUUGUUUCAAUACUAGAUGUCCUGGAUUCGUUCAUGUGAGAUCGGAUAUACCUCUAGACUUAGUCUAUCCCCAAAUUUCUGUUCCUGGAAAAGAGGUGUACGUAGUGCAACUGUACAUCGACCGGGACCUAGUUAAUGGAAACUGGUGGCUUUUAGUUGGAGAUGACAAUACCCAGGUUGGAUUUUGGCCGAAGAGAAUAUUCACCGGACUAGCAGACAUGGCUUCCUAUGCCGAAUGGGGAGGAGAAGUGUUUGGUCCCCCAGGCACACCUACUCCUGGAAUGGGCAAUGGUGCUUUUACUAUAGAUGAUACACAUUUCGACUCAUACUUCAGAAAUGUUGAAGUCAUUGAUGAUGGUGGGCGAAAUAUCGACGCCUAUAACACAGAGCCCUUCGCAGACAACAAUACCAAAUAUAAAGUUUUUGAUUUAGAACACUCUAGUUUGAGACAUUUGAUUCUGUAUGGAGGCCCUCCUUCAGGCUGAUGUAAUUGAUCUUCUAAAUUAUUAUUUUUAUACUCUCUUACUAUUUUCAAUAAAAUAAGUGAGCCACAAUGCA
Rhododendron vialii is the source of this 1198-nucleotide messenger RNA. Its product is annotated as protein neprosin-like. NCBI's taxonomy places the organism in Eukaryota, Viridiplantae, Streptophyta, Magnoliopsida, Ericales, Ericaceae. The coding region runs from base 100 to 1125 and encodes 341 amino acids. The record is from RefSeq and is a predicted model, not a curated record. The transcript has 7 exons.